UCGUGGCGCUACUUGGCCUUCCAGUGUUCCGCUGCGUCGGGAUCAGAAGACGCAAAUCAAGUGAAAGAAAUCUUCUGACAGAAGAAAAGUUCAUGCUGCUCUUCUGAAAUACCUUAGAGGGCCACAUGAAGUCCAAACUGAACAUGGAAAAUAUGACCAAGCCGGAGUUGCUGAUGCUUUUCAGCAUCCUAGAAGGAGAGCUGGAGGCCAGGGACCUCGUCAUCGAAGCUCUAAAGGGUCAGCAUAAGGAGCUGUUUAUCCAGGAGCGCUACGGACGGUACAACCUCAGCGACCCCUUCCAGGCCUUGCAGAGGGACGGCGAGGUUGCCGGGGUCCAGAACAAGGACCCGGGCCGUUCCUCCCCCACGUCCAACCCUCUGGUGGUUCUCAAACUGGUGGUGAGCCACUGCCGGAGGAUGCAGGAGAAGAUGCUGGCCCAGCUGGCUGCAGCCGAGAGCCGGCACCGGAGGGUUAUUGCUGAUCUUGAAGAAGAAAGGAGGAGGCAUGCCGAGGACACUGCAGAGGGAGACGAUGUCACUUAUAUCCUGGAAAAGGAACGAGAGCGUCUGCAACAACAGCUGGAGUUUGAGCGGAGCCAGGUUCGUCGGCUGGAAAAGGAGCAGCGGCGGAUCACGGAGCAGCUGGAGGAGGAACGGGCCCAGCACAAGCAGCUCUCCUGCGCUUUGGCCAAGGAGUGCAAGUGGGCGAGCGCCAGAGCCCUGGAGGAGGGUCACCGUCUCACUGAGCUGGGCCGCAAACUUGACAAGGAAAAAGAGGUGUGUCACGGCCUGAGAAAAGAGCUGGAGGAGGAGAGGACGAGAACCCUGAGGAUGGAGGCGAGGGUGGAGGAACAGCUGGCCGAGUUCGACACGGAGCGCGAGCAGCUCCGCUCCCGUUUGAAGAAGGAAGAAGCUCAUUGUUGUCAGCUGCAGCAACAGGUGGAGGAGCUGAAAAGGAAGAUGGAGGAGGUUUACUUGAUGAAAGAAAGGAGAGGACCCAAUACAACUCCAGGGGAAGCAUCGGGGAAUGAAUGGACGACAAAAGUUCUCCCAGCAGCAGAUCCCGUAAAGGUUGAGGACGUUGAGGAAGACAGAGUCAACGGCCACCUUUGUCCCCCGGAGACCAAUGGACUUCACGGUUCCAACAAUCUAAUCCCAGACAAGAUGUCGCUCCAGAACGGAGACGAGAACCCUCCGGUUCAUCAGGCGCAGACGUCGCUCUCCUCCCCUCCGUUUUCUUGUCCUUCCCCCUGCACCUCUCCGGUUCUUUCCAAACGCCCGCCAAACGGCAGCCAAAUCCCCGGAAGCUAUCAGUCUCCGUUCCAGGCCGGGAUCAACCAGCGUUUCCACGCAGCUCGCCACAAGUUCCAGGGCACGAUCGACCCCGAGCCCCCGUCCCAGUCGUCUGCCGCCCCGCCCGAGCUCUCCCCGGUGGCCGGCGGCUCCUCCUCCCCGGAGGCCAGCCCGGUCAAGCAGAUGGCGCGCAGCACGGUCACUCAAGUCCUGUCUCGUUUCACCACCGUCCAGCAGAGCGCCGCGGCGAAGCUCACCACGGCCAAUAAUAACUCCCCGUUCGGCACGGACUACCGCAGCCUGGCGGCUCCCCUGUCUCCCGUCAUCGGGAGGGCGGCGGGGGCGGUUCUCCAGGGGAUCCGAUCCCCCACCAUCCCCAGGGCGGACAGGGGGAACCCUCCACCCAUCCCUCCCAAGAAGCCCGGCCUGGCCCAGGCCCCUCCGUCCCCGGCCCCGGUGCCCAAGUCCACCGGCCACUUCUCCGACGGCCCGCUAUCGGGCAGCUGCGGCCUCACGUCCACCCAGGAGGGCGUCAAAGAACUAGACAUGGUGGUCUCGUCGAAUUAACCCCUCACACGACGACAUCACGAGACGAGAAAGCUGUCAGAUGCUGUACCAUAGUGGCAUAGUUUUAACUGCAAUGCUGUUUUGUAUAUGACAGGAUUUAUGCAAUUAUUUCAACUGAGGUCCCUUAAACACUGUUAUAAUAUGUGUAUUUAUUAGAUUUAUUUUAAACGUGAGGCACUAUUUCAGGUGGUGCUUAAGGGAUUGCUACUUGUGAGUUUGAAAAAUGUGCCAAUAUUGUAUUUUGAGCACAGUGUACUGUCACCGUAUAGUCUUUGUGAUGCUUCAGUUUAGACAUCAUAUUAAAGAUAUACAAACAAACUCAUUAAUCACAGCGAUAUUAUUCAGUUCCGAUACUUUAACUUUGUCUCAAGUAUGUCGAUUGUUACGUAACACAAUUAUUAGGAAAUUAUCUUUUUGAACAAUAUGUGCGACAGAGUCUUAUGUCAGUGUAUUAUUGAGUUUGUAUUUCAAGAAAUGUGCAAAUCUCCAAAGAAUGAUUGAUGGUUGUUUUCUAUAGCAGCUUAUCUGAUCAGUGCUGUACUGUGAUAUAAAAAUGUUUUUUUUUAUUAUUUUAAUGCUGUAUAGCGAUGAUAAUCAUAUAAAUCUAUAUUACAUGCAGUCACCAUUAUACAAGAUGUCUAAGAUUAUUUUUAUGCCUUCACCUCAGUGUGAAACACAUCUUUUUUUUAAAUAGUCUUCUAUUGCUUUGAAUAACAACUUAUCUGUCAUUUUUGAUAGUUCCUGCCUUUGUUGGGUCCUUUGCAAUACUCUGUAGGCUGGAAAGA
This is a messenger RNA of Cololabis saira (Pacific saury), 2644 nucleotides long. Its product is annotated as CTTNBP2 N-terminal-like protein. NCBI's taxonomy places the organism in Eukaryota, Metazoa, Chordata, Actinopteri, Beloniformes, Belonidae. The record is from RefSeq and is a predicted model, not a curated record. The transcript is spliced from 7 exons. Bases 126 to 1859 code for a protein of 577 amino acids.